AUGAAUUUCCGAGGGUUGGUCAUCAUCAUCGCAGCUACACUCGCUGCAGUUACUGCUCGCAGGGUUGACCACGACAAACUUGGACCGAUUCCCCAGCCUGACCCAGUCACCAUUUCUGAAAAGGCAGCAAUCAAGUUUAAACCCCAACUAAACAUCGCGGACGGAUGCGUUUCGUUCCCAGCUGUGAACGAUGGCGGCGAUUUCAGCGGCGGAUUGAAGGGGAGUAAUGGCAACUCCGCAUGCGAUGACGCUCCAAUGGGCUCACAGGUGUACGGACGAGCGGCCUGGUACAACGAUAAGUGGGCCAUCAUGUAUGCCUGGUUCUUCCCCAAGGGAUUCUUUAUGGGUGUGGCAUCAAGACGCUACGACUGGUCGAGCGCUGUCGUGUGGAUCGACAACCCCGACUUCGCAACGCCAGCAGUUCUCGGUCUUUCAACGUCCACGUCUGACGAUGAGUAUCAAAGGAAGUCCCCAGCUCCGGACUUUGGCAUUCUCAAUGGUGUCACCCCACUGCUGUAUCGCUCGAUCAGCGAAGUGGCAGGCCAGCCCAUGCUGGACUACAGCAGUCGAACCGGUGACUUCCAGCCGCUCAUCAUGUGGGAGCAACUCACCGAUGCCGCACGCGAGACUCUCAACACUUUCGACUUCGGCAAUGCCCAGGUUCCAUUCAACGACGCCAACUUCGAGGAGAAGCUCAAGAAGGCCUAUCCAUUCUAA
Molecule: messenger RNA, 717 nt
Organism: Phytophthora nicotianae INRA-310
Lineage: Eukaryota; Oomycota; Peronosporomycetes; Peronosporales; Peronosporaceae
Exons: 1
Coding region: 1-717 (238 amino acids)
Source: RefSeq, a predicted model, not a curated record